This is a messenger RNA of Leopardus geoffroyi (Geoffroy's cat), 2185 nucleotides long. RefSeq lists its product as uncharacterized. NCBI's taxonomy places the organism in Eukaryota, Metazoa, Chordata, Mammalia, Carnivora, Felidae. The coding region runs from base 1023 to 1730 and encodes 235 amino acids. The record is from RefSeq and is a predicted model, not a curated record. The transcript has 4 exons.
UCUCUCUCUGCCCCACCCCUGCUUGUGCUCUGUCUCUCUCUGUCUUUCAAAAAUGAAUAAACAUAAAAAAAUUUAGAAUAUUAAACCACUGCAGACACUCUAAAUGUAUAGACUGAGCUGUAAACUUCUUAUUUAAAGAUAUUACAUCUCUUCAUUUUCCCUUCAGCAAAAUCAAUGUAGUUAUUUUGUUUGUCUUAACCAGAUCAGCCUGCUGCAUGGUUGGUCUGAUCUGUGAUGGCAGUGUUGGUCACUGAAACAGAAGCCUGGUGUGGACAUCCAUGCAACGAUCGUCAGACUGUCCUCCGAACCAAACCUCAGCUGCAUCCCAAGUAGUAUCUUUGAUGCAGACAAAUCAUUAAGGGAUUCCAUUUUGGCUCUUUUUAACCAUCAAAAAUCAGUUUGGUUUUAGUGCAAAAUAUACUUACCCUCCCAACUUCUAUCUUCAUGGGAAAAAUUGAACGAGCAUUUCCAAAAGAGAAGAAGCUUAGCCAUUUCCCUCUACCAUUUCCUCAAUUUGAUUCAUUCUGAAUUUUACAAUAUUAAGGAUGGCAUCAUCCUAAGUAAGAUAAGUAAAGUCCAGCAAAGUGAUUGGCGGGAUAAUGGAAGAAAAUGUGGAUGCCCUGUGUGUUGGGGGGGAGAGAUGGACAUUGCCAAGGGAAGUGAUGAACCAACAACAUGGAGGUCAUGGGAAUUGCUGUCACAACUUCUAGAGAUCAGCCAAAAACCACGAAGUGAGUUUUCUUUUUAAUUUUAAAUAUUCUGCAUAAAAAUGUGGGAUAAUAUCACUGUUACAUGGGCUUAAAAGUUCACCGGUAAGCCUGGGCAUUCUAUUUGUUAGUUGAACACUAGUAUCUUGAGUUGGCUGCACCAGGAACCACAGCUUGAAAGCACCUGCGUCUAAAAUAAUAUCCUGUUCCUACAUUGACAGCAUGGGUACCAGGUAAGCUGUUGUCCAAUCUCACACUAUUGAGAAUUUUCCAGAAAGAGACAUAUUUAAUUCAGGCUGCCAUACAAUAAGUAACAUGGUCCUCUCUCUUCUAAUACACUCACAGGUACGUUUGAUAGGGGGUGAGGAUACACAGCUGACUGGCCAGCUCGUGCCACCCGGUGAAUGUUCCAUGACAGGUACUGGCUUCAGCAGUCUUGAUUCCAGAGUUUCUUUGACCAAUGAUUACCAUGUGGCUUCCAUAUUCCCUGUCUUUGAAUGGGAGUUUCUAUUACGGUUUUCCUGUUCCUGGUGUACAGUUGUAUGUUGGGGAGAUGAGGGAGAGAAAGUCUAUCUCAUCUGCUCACAGGUCUCCAAACCAAGUGGAAGGGUGCCUGAUGAAUGUCCUCUGCACCUGGAUUUAGGGGGGUGGCCAUACUUCUCACAGGAAAGCUGGGCUCCCAGAAAAUGCAAAAAGCCAGAGCUGUCAGGCCUUCUCCAGCCUCAGGCCUGGAGCUGGGACCACAUUGCUUCCAUCUUUUUUGUUUUUCGAUGCAAGUUUCAGGCCCAGCUCAGAUUUAAGGAGCAGGCACUACACAGAGGUGUGAAUACCAGGGAGUGUGGUUUCUCUUGGCACGCCACUGUAAGGGACUACAAAGUGCGAUCCUCAGUGCCUACAGGCGGAAGCAGCAAGUCUAAAAAUGAAGCUUGCAGAACACUCAUGUGGCUCGUGCAAAAUGUGGAGAUGUCAAGAAAGGAAGAUGGCUGUGUAGUGACGGAUGCUAGUCUCCCAAGGACGGACUAAGUAGGAAAAGAGGGCCCCUGGAGGAAGGAAGACUAUCCCAGUUGUCAUCUGGAACAUUCAUUGUUUUGACUGAACUCAUCCGUUGCAGUAUCAUAGAAGAGAAUGAAUUUUAUCACAACUGCUGUGAAUUACGCUUUAGAAAAAUCAGACUCUGGAUGUAGAAAUCAUCUGUUUCAGGAGUGAAUGCGUUCCUGAAAAGUUCUUAUUCUUGAUGCCGACGUCUUGUAAAGAUUUAUAAAGUAAAAGGAAAUAAAAGGGGCGUGCUAUCCCUACCAAACCUUAGGUAUUUUAGCUCAGGGCCACAGCCCUGCAGAGGAAGACAGGUAUCGGAAGCAAUCUUGGAUAUCAGAAGACCACCAUUUACACUUCUGUUAUCCUGUUUUUUUAUGUAUUAUUCAAGGUCCUGCCAAAAUAGGAAUUAAAGGGCAGCUGUCAAAAUGACAGCUUAAAAAUAA